AUGGCAGUCUCCACCGAGAAGAUCACGCUCUACAACCUCGCAGACUUGAAGAACACCUCUGACGACGCGCUCCCCAACUACCUGAAUAGUCUGGGACUGAAGCAGUCACACACCUUGACUGACGUGCGCCUGGCCCUUGGAUACUCUGCCUUCUUUGUCGCAGCAGCCUGUUUCCUUUGGGACUACAAGCUCGGCUUCGACAACACAAAGUACUACACUGCCGGGGCAGUCGCCGUCUACUCGCUCCUGAACACGGCCCUCACGCUGUGGAUAUGGCUUAAAGAGAAGGGCAUUGUCUACGUGGGCACCACACCGCGUGGGGAGACGGUCACGAUCGCAACGCACACUAAGAAGAACGUACCCAUCUACAACGUGACCAUCACCAUCACGCCCAGGACCGGCCAGCCCACCACAAUCAACCUGUCCCGCUCCUUCACCGAGUGGUUUGACGCCGCCGGCCGCUUCGUCGCGACACCCUUCCAGACUAUGCUCGCCUCCACGGUCCCCGUCAUCGGCAGCCUCGACCCCAAGAGGGCCAACGUCGCGGCCGUCGAGUCUGCGCCGCAGUAUACCGAGGAGGAGCUCAGUGCCAUGUUGGCCGCUGCUGGGGCGUCUCCUGAGGACACUGCUGAGGCGACGGGGUCCAGCGCCAAGAAAGGAGGGAAGCGGAGAAAGGCGUAG
Molecule: messenger RNA, 681 nt
Organism: Diaporthe amygdali
Lineage: Eukaryota; Fungi; Ascomycota; Sordariomycetes; Diaporthales; Diaporthaceae
Exons: 2
Coding region: 1-681 (226 amino acids)
Biological process (GO): protein targeting to ER
Cellular component (GO): signal peptidase complex; membrane
Source: RefSeq, a predicted model, not a curated record